CCUCGAGGCGACCCCUAAAACAUCUCCGCCCUUCUUCAAUGUUUCUUCAUGAUGAUUAUCUAAAAAAGAAGUUGGCAAGGCAGAUUAUUUUUAAUACUUUCUCAAACCUGUUCUGCUAGGAACGUCCUAGUUGGAAAGACAUAUCUUUGCAAGCGGCAGUUGCCUCCUUGCUUGGCUCUACAACAACUUGCCGUCCCUUUUAAGCGGCGACUUACACCCACCAACACACAUCUCUCAACUUGACCUUUUUUGUCCUCCAUCAUCCAAAGCAUCUUUCUUGCAGCGCAAGUUUUUUUUUUCCGAGUUGUCUGGCGCUACACCGAAAAAAAGAAAAAAAAAUCUCAACAAAGCAAAACAAACUUUUCAUCAAAAUGUCGAUCCGCAACACCUGGAACCGCAUGAUGCGGAGGACAUCCACAGGCUCAACCACAUCGUCCAGCUCCUCCAACUCAGAUUCCAUGUCGCCCGCCUCGACGGCACCAUCGUCGCCGGGCUGGGGCCCCAGCGCGACGUUCUCGUGGCUGGUUCCGAGCAGCAGCAAGAGCAGCAACGGCAGCAGCGGCUUGUCCUCGCCUACGUCAGCACCCGUGGUAGCGACGCAGCCUCUACCCCACAGCAAGAGCGACAAGGAGAAGAAGAAGUCGAAAAAGUCCUACUACUCGUCAACCUCAUCCUCGGCCCACAAGAAGCGGGUGCACCCGUCCGAGAGGCCGCUCACCAAGGAGAACCUCCGGCACCAGGAGCUGUUUGCCAACUUCAGCUUUGCUGAGCCCGGCGGCAGCAGCUGCAACAGGGGAUUCAGCUCGCGACACUCUUACGAGAGCGGCAUCAGCCCUUGCAGCUCGAGGCGGAACAGCUUUGCAUACGCUUGAAACUGGCACGCGCGCAUAUAUUUUUUUCUACAAAAAACACAUUGUCUGUUGGGGAUAACAAUACGUCAUUGUUUUCCUUUUCCUUUCUUUUUUUUUCUCCUUUGUCUCAUUUCUUUUGUUACUUGUAAACCUGGACGGUUGGAACGGGUGGCAUAUCUUGGGCUGGUCUCCUGGGUUGGAGAAUUGGCGUUGGGGAAACGGUGUGGCAAAAAAUCUAUUUUAUUUUGUUUAUUUUAUUUUUAUUUUUCCCUCUUCCCCUUUGUUUAAUCGAUGCCGGAUUGGGAGCGUUUUUUGUUAUUUCCGGGCUUUUCUUUUUUUUUCACUUUUUCAUCGCAGGGGUGGCGUAAUUCACAAGCAUUGGGCGGUACCAUGCGGGGAAAAACAGGGUGUCAUCACACACCCAACUCCUACGAAUCCCCUCAUUCAGGGGACUUAGUUGACUUUGUAAUAUCUUGGAUGACUUAAAUUACAACAGACUUGUUCAAUGAUGGGGUUGACGGCGACAUUUAUAUGCGUCGUGGAUAAGGACAUAGAAUGGCGUUGGAAGCAGCAGCAAAAUAUAGCAGCAGAGAAGAAUUGAUAAAUAUUAAACAAUGACCAAAAUGGGUUUGCCUGAUCGUCGUGUUAGUUAGCCGGUGGAUCUAGG
Molecule: messenger RNA, 1518 nt
Organism: Pyricularia oryzae 70-15
Lineage: Eukaryota; Fungi; Ascomycota; Sordariomycetes; Magnaporthales; Pyriculariaceae
Exons: 1
Coding region: 372-872 (166 amino acids)
Source: RefSeq, a predicted model, not a curated record